Stegastes partitus (bicolor damselfish) is the source of this 3841-nucleotide messenger RNA. Its product is annotated as solute carrier family 22 member 6-B. NCBI's taxonomy places the organism in Eukaryota, Metazoa, Chordata, Actinopteri, Pomacentridae. The coding region runs from base 215 to 1843 and encodes 542 amino acids. The transcript has 10 exons. Gene Ontology annotation, biological process: transmembrane transport. Gene Ontology annotation, cellular component: membrane. The record is from RefSeq and is a predicted model, not a curated record. Gene Ontology annotation, molecular function: transmembrane transporter activity.
CAGGUCAUCGCAGGUCUGUGAGGUGUUGGUGACAGCAGCAGCAGCAGCAGCAGCAGCACAUGACGGCUGAUUUAUCUUGUUUACCUUCUGAGCAUCAGUGCGCAUCCCCCCACCGCCUCACUGAUUUACUGUAUGCUGGGUGUUUGCAGCAGCCGCCUUCUCACUGGCUGAUCUCACAGCCUCCAGUUUGGUCUACAUUCCCUCCAAAAACAAUAUGAAUUUCGACCAGAUCCUCUCUGCUAUCGGCGGCUAUGGCAAGUAUCAGAAAAUUCUGUACGUCUGGAUUUGUUUACCUCAGAUCCUACUGGCCUUCCACAUGAUGGUGAGCAUCUUCACCGGGGCCACUCCGCCCCAUCAGUGCCGGGAGAACUCCAGCUCGGCAGCAGGGAAUCAGUCCCUCAGCCCGGCUACACUCACCCUGAACUUCAGCCUCGCCGACUCCUCCUGCUUCUCCUCGGAUGUCCAGCUGGAGGACAACCGGACUGAACGCGUCCCGUGCGGCCACGGAUGGGUCUACAGCAAAGACACUUUUCAGAGCACCACUGUCACAGAGUGGGACCUGGUGUGUGACAGAGCCGGGCUGAACAGUCUUGGGUCGUCCAUCUACAUGUUUGGCCUGUUGGUGGGAUCUGUGGUGUUUGGAGCCAUGGCUGACAGGUACGGCCGGCGCUUCGUCUUGCUGCUGUCCAUCGCUAUCCAGACCGUGUUCGGAGUCGCUGUUGCUUUUGCACCGAACUUCCCAGUCUAUGUGAUUCUUCGCUUUGUAGUUGGCACCACAAUAUCUGGAGUCAUCAUCAAUGCUUUUGUGCUUGGUACUGAGUGGACGUGCACUAAGAGACGCAUGAUGGCAGGUGUCGUCACAGACUUUGCCUUCGGUCUGGGUUACAUGCUGCUGGCCGGAGUGGCAUAUCUGAUACGGGACUGGAGAAAAUUACAGCUUGCGAUAUCAGUCCCAGGCUUCCUACUCGUCUUCUAUAUAUGGGUGGUCCCUCAGUCUGCCAGAUGGUUGCUGACCAAAGACAGGAGAGAGGAGGCCAUCGCACUCCUCCGCAAAGCAGCACUUGUUAACGGCCGGGUCUUACCGCCUGCUGUUCAGGUCGAAAAGUGUGAGCUUUUCAUUAGAGGGAAGCAAAAUGCCUCGGCAGUGGAUCUUCUACGGACGCCUACAAUGAGAAAGAGAUCCUUCAUCUUGUUCUACCUCUGGUUUGUGAAUGUGCUGGUGUAUUAUGGCUUCGCACUGGGCGUGUCCAGGUUGGGGACGAACCUCUACCUGACCCAGUUUAUUUUUGGUUUGGUCGAGAUCCCGGCUCGCUCCCUUGUCCUCAUCUCCCUGCCUUGGAGCCGCCGAUUCUCCCAGACUGGCUUCAUGGCUGUUGGAGGGCUCGGCUGCCUCCUCAUGCUCACAGUUCCUGCAGGACAUCCUAACGUCCUGACAGGUUUUGCCAUGGUAGGGAAGUUUGGCAUAUCAGCUUCCUUUGCUGUCAUUUACGUGUACACUGCUGAGAUAUUCCCCACCGUGCUCAGGCAAACAGGACUAGGUGCAUCCAGCAUGUUUGCAAGGAUGGGCGGUAUGUUAGCACCUAUUGCCAACAUGCUGUUUAACCACAGCCCUACAGCACCCCUCAUCAUCUUCGGCGCUUGCUCAUUUGUAGGUGCACUCCUGGCUCUGGCACUGCCCGAAACUGCCAACAUGCCGCUUCCUGACACAGUGGAGGAUGUAGAAAAGUGGGACAACAGCAGGUCGCCUAAAACCAAGGACAACCCUGAUAUGUGUGAAGAUAUUAACCAGUCAGCAAGCAGCACAGAGAAGCAGGAGCUACAGCAUCCAGCUGGCCAGGCUUAACAGUGUGAUAAAGGUUGCACUGUCUCACUAAUCUCACAUUAUGCUGCUGCAACUCAGAUACCGGACACACUAUUUACCACAACAUCCUCUAUGCAAGUACAUAUCUGAUUAUAAGCUCUAUGCAAGAAAGUCAACAUGAUCUUCCCCCAAAUGUUUAUUUCAAUUCUAAGAAGUGGUUUGAUAUAUUUUGUAUAUGUGGGGACAUUAAUUAAGUAGUUCCCCAUAGGGCUUUGCAGACACACAAACUGUAGAAUUGUAUACACCAAUCUGCCACAACAUCAAAGCCAUCUACUGUGUGUUAUUAUGUUCAUCAACUCCACAGACCCCUGAAGGUGUUCUGUGGUAUCAGGAACCAAGAUGUCAGUAGCAGAUCCUUGAAGUCCUGGAAGUUGUAAUGUGAGGUUGUCAGGAUCUGACUUGUUUUUUCAGCACAUCCAACAGAUGCUCAAUCAGGUUGGGAUCUGAGGGAUUUGGAAUCCAAGUCAAAACCUUGAAUUCCUUGUUUCACCAGACCAUGCCUGAACAAAAUGUGGCAGAUUUGUCGUUACGCUGCCCCAUAUGCAGCAAGCUGCAAUGCACCGCGUUCUGACAUCUUUCUAUCAUAGCAGCAUUAAGGUUUUCAGCAAUUUCUCCGACAGUAGCUCUUCUUGGGGAUAACAUGGGCCAGCUUUCCAUCCCCACGUACAUUUAUGAACCUUGGGCGUCCAUGACCUUGUCACCAAUUCACCACUCCUUACCUUAGCUAGGUACUAAUUACUGCAUACGAGGAACACCCCACAACACUUGCCAUGUUGGAGAUGCUCUGUCAACUACUAAUCCUGAUUUAACUUUUGCCAAAGUCACUCAGAUCUUCAUGCUGCCUACUAUUCCCAUGACCCACACGUCACCUUUCAGGGAUUGACUGUUCACUUGCUACCUAAUUUAUCCCACCCCUAGGUACCAUUGCGACGAGAUAGUCAGGUUACUUAGCCUGUCAGUAGUUUGAAUGUUUUGGCUGGUUGGUGUAUAUUUAUAUAUCUUGGGUCCAAAAAUACUUUCUAAACCUGUACUGAUUUUAAGAAUAAAGUUGGAUAAGAAGCUGAACACAUUGCCACUGUCUCUCUAAUGCAGUUCCUAAUAGUCCUGUUGAGCAGCUAUUUUUUUUUCAGGACUUAUUACCUUUUGUGCAUUUCAUAAAAACUCCUAAAAUAUUUUUGUAUGAAUGUGUGUGAACUGUCUCUGGGAUGUGUUUGUUGUAUCGUAAUGCUGUAUUGCAAAUCAAUGCCUCAUCUUUUAUUAUAUGUUUUCAAGCCAAGACAAAUGAAACUAUUCAAGUGAGUGCAUGUACUAGCUAACUCUGUUGUACCUAAUGUAGCCUUUUGUUUGAUGGCUGCACUUAGUUCAGUUUUGUAUGUAAAAUUUGGAAUGUGACUGAUCAGCAUGUGAAAAAAAACGUGGUUUUAGCAUCGUUUGUAGGGGUUUAUUCUUCUUCUAUUUUACUAAAGUCUGCUCAACUGCAAAUCGCUUGUGGCUAUGAUGACUUGGCUCUGGAAGAAUGCAGUACAUUUUAGAAGUGUUUAAGGGCUGUCAUUGUGUAUAUGAAUUAGUGAUGCACUGACGGAAGUGCAGGCAUUCACCAGAAGCGCAGGUCAUGUAAUAUGCUACUAUAAAGCUGUGCUGAUACUCAGGGCAAAAGGAUUUAGCUUUUUAAAAAGUCUAUUAUUCCUUUAGCAAAGCUAUUUAAUAACUGGUUACCAGUUGUUCCACUGCAUGGAUCUGAGAAAGCAUGCAGCAUGUGGUUAGUUAGAUGAAUCACAGAUGUCACUGAAGGCUGUAAAUGGAAAACUUUUCAGAUUUUUAUUGCAAUGCGUUCUUGUCCAGUGCAUUUGAAUAAAACACAAUCUUAAAAACAAAAACAAAAAAACAGUGGAAAUGGUUAAUAAAAUGUACUGUGUCUAAUUAAAAUGAAGGCACUGUGUGUUUGGGCCUUCAGCAAUACCAUUAAAAUUUAAAAGUGGA